Messenger RNA from Mugil cephalus (flathead mullet), 2909 nucleotides. RefSeq names its product cytochrome P450 2K1-like. Gene Ontology annotation, cellular component: cytoplasm; intracellular membrane-bounded organelle. Gene Ontology annotation, molecular function: heme binding; iron ion binding; oxidoreductase activity, acting on paired donors, with incorporation or reduction of molecular oxygen, reduced flavin or flavoprotein as one donor, and incorporation of one atom of oxygen. The transcript has 14 exons. Bases 71 to 2404 code for a protein of 777 amino acids. Lineage: Eukaryota; Metazoa; Chordata; Actinopteri; Mugiliformes; Mugilidae. Gene Ontology annotation, biological process: xenobiotic metabolic process. The record is from RefSeq and is a predicted model, not a curated record.
UGCACUGCCAAGCAGCAGAAAGAUCACACUUGACACACAGGACACAUUGAGCGCCGCUCAUUUUCAAGUCAUGGCGGUGUUUGAUAUUUUCCUCCAGUCCUCCACUACUGUCUCCAUAUUGGGAGCUCUGGUGGUUCUUCUUCUCACCUAUCUUAUCUUCUUCAACACCCAGGAGCACAGGAAGGAACCUCCAGGACCGACACCACUUCCCAUUCUUGGUAACCUGCUGCAGCUGGACCUCAAGAGACCCUACCAAACCUUCCUGGAGCUUUCCAAGAAAUAUGGAUCAGUCUUUACUAUCUACAUGGGAACCCAAAAAGUGGUGGUGUUGGCCGGAUACAACACGGUGAAGGAGGCACUUGUCAACCAUGAUGAAGAGUUUGGGGAAAGAUCCCCACUGCUGAAUUUGGAUAGAUUAACUCAGGGACAUGGGGUUUUAUGGUCCAAUGGAAACACAUGGAAAGAACUGAGACGCUUCACAUUGACUAACCUAAGAGACUAUGGAAUGGGCAAGAAGGCGUGUGAGGACAAAAUCACUGAGGAAUGUCACCAGCUCAUGAAAGUGAUAGAGAAAUUCAAAGGCAAACCUUUUGAUACAACCCAACCAGUGAACUAUGCUGUCUCUAAUAUUAUCUCCUCCAUGGUUUAUGGAAGCAGAUUUGAGUAUAAUGAUCCUGAGUUCACAUCUAUGGUAGACAGAGUAAACAAAGGCAUUCAACUUGCAGGCUCUCCCUCAAUGCGGUUGUACAGCCUGUUCCCAUGGCUUGGCAAACUGAUUGCUAACAAGAAGGAACAGGAGCAGUUGUUUCUUGCCAAUAAGACACAGAACUUACAAUUGUUCAGUCGUUUGAAAGAAACCCUCAACCCACAGAUGUGCAGAGGCUUCGUGGAUGCCUUCUUGGUCCGCAAACAACAUCUGGAGUCCUCCACUACUGUCUCCAUAUUGGGAGCUCUGGUGGUUCUUCUUCUCACCUAUCUUAUCUUCUUCAACACCCAGGAGCACAGGAAGGAACCUCCAGGACCGACACCACUUCCCAUUCUUGGUAACCUGCUGCAGCUGGACAUCAAGAGACCCUACCAAACCUUCCUGGAGCUUUCCAAGAAAUAUGGAUCAGUCUUUACUGUCUACAUGGGAACCCAAAAAGUGGUGGUGCUGGCCGGAUACAAGACGGUGAAGGAGGCACUUGUCAACUAUGAUGAAGAGUUUGGGGAAAGAUCCCCACUGCGGAUUCUGGAUGAAUUAACUCAGGGACAUGGGGUUUUAUGGUCCAAUGGAAACACAUGGAAAGAACUGAGACGCUUCACAUUGACUAACCUAAGAGACUAUGGAAUGGGCAAGAAGACGUGUGAGGACAAAAUCACUGAGGAAUGUCACCAGCUCAUGAAAGUGAUAGAGAAAUUCAAAGGAGAACCUUUUGAUACAACCCAACCAGUGAACUAUGCUGUCUCUAAUAUUAUCUCCUCCAUGGUUUAUGGAAGCAGAUUUGAGUAUAAUGAUCCUGAGUUCACAUCUAUGGUAGACAGAGCAAACAAAAGCAUUCAACUUGCAGGCUCUCCCUCAAUGCAGUUGUACAACCUGUUCCCAUGGCUUGGCAAACUGAUUGCUAACAAGAAGGAACAGGAGCAGUUGUUUCUUGCCAAUAAGACACAGAACUUACAAUUGUUCAGUCGUUUGAAAGAAACCCUCAACCCACAGAUGUGCAGAGGCUUCGUGGAUGCCUUCCUGGUCCGCAAACAACAUCUGGAGGAAUCUCAAGGCACCGACAGUAUUUUCAACGAAAGAAACCUUAUGAUGACUGUUUUCAAUUUGUUCAAUGCUGGCACCGAAACAACUGCAACCACGCUCAGAUGGGCACUCUUACUUAUGGCAAAAUAUCCAAAAAUACAAGAAAAGGUCCACGAAGAACUGAGCAGGGUUAUAGGAGAUCGUCAGGCACGGGUUGAGGACAGAAAGAACCUGCCCUUCACUGACGCCGUCAUCCAUGAGACACAAAGAUUUGGCAACAUCGUCCCCGCGUCACUGCCCCACAGAACCAGCAAGGACGUUACCUUCCAGGGUUACUUCAUUAAGAAGGGCACCACAGUGUUCCCUCUUCUGACGUCAGUCCUGUACGAUGAGAGUCAGUGGGAGAAGCCACGCGCCUUCCAUCCCGCCCACUUCCUGGACAAAGACGGAAAGUUUGUCAAGCGAGACGCCUUCAUGCCAUUUUCUGCAGGUCGCCGAAUUUGUCUCGGAGAGAGUCUGGCCAAGAUGGAGCUCUUCCUUUUCUUCACCACCCUCCUGCAGCGCUUCCGUUUUACUCCUCCACCUGGAGUUUCUGAGGACGACCUGGAUCUGACUCCACGUGUCGGCUUCACUCUUGGCCCUUCAUCUCAUAAACUGUGUGCCAUUCCCUGUAUUUAAAAACUCAAAAAAAAGUAACACAUCAAAAUUAUCUUCAACAGAUGACACAGAUAACAAAAACUGAAGGGAUCUUUUUGCAUAUUUCUACCCUUUGGAGAGUGACACUAUGGAUUAAAUAUUGUUGCAAAAUGAUGAUGGAAUAUUUAUGUGUAAUGUAUUUGUUCAAAAACAAAAAAACACAGAAAGACAUGUGUUCAUCAUCAUUGUUGUAGAACAACCCCACAGCAGGAUACUGCCACCACCAUGCUUCCCAGUGUUGCAUUUCUAGCCAUGAACAGUGUUUGAUUUCUACCAAAUAAAGAUUCUAGUCCCAGCACCAAAAGAUUAAAUAUGAGCUUUGCCACUCUCUUUAACUGGUGAAGAACCAAUGCAGCUCUUUCAGGUUAAUCAUAGGUGUCUUGGUGACUAUUCUUGGUAGAUUUAUUCCUUCCAUGCCAAUUCUACUUUUCAAUAAUCUCCUGUCUAAAAUUCUUAGGUGGUCAUUAAAGUGACUGAGAAAUUCAAA